Messenger RNA from Staurois parvus, 313 nucleotides. The record is from the annotation of a GenBank genome assembly. Lineage: Eukaryota; Metazoa; Chordata; Amphibia; Anura; Ranidae.
UUAUAGCGGGACUGCGGUGGGCAUUCUGACACUGGGGGGAACUGACUUGGUGUCACUGACAUCCCCAGUUACACCAGUACAGUGAUCAGUGCUAAUAAAAACCACUGACACUGUACUAAUAGCACUGGGCAGGAAGGGGUUAACAUGGGGCGAUCAAAGGGUUAACUGUGUGCUGUUUUACUAAAUGCAAUACUAUGGGGCUGUGUCUGUAUGCUUCAUUGUAAGCACACUGCUUUGCAUGGCUGUGGUGUGCACAGCCAUGCGAAGCAGUGUGCAUGAGCUGACAGGGAGGAGAACGGUUUCGUUUACUAAC